Messenger RNA from Nymphaea colorata (pocket water lily), 732 nucleotides. RefSeq lists its product as uncharacterized. The transcript has a single exon. Lineage: Eukaryota; Viridiplantae; Streptophyta; Magnoliopsida; Nymphaeales; Nymphaeaceae. The record is from RefSeq and is a predicted model, not a curated record. The coding region runs from base 1 to 732 and encodes 243 amino acids.
AUGAAACAAGCAGAAUCACUUGUCUGUGUCCAUGGCAUGGAACGCAACCUCCGGCUGUGCGAUCACUCCCUCGGGGCGGCUGUUGCCACAUUUGUAGGGGAGCUGGCCAAGAAGGGGUGUAUUUUCACAACCUUUCUGUUCAAUCCUCCCUACAUCUUGAAUCGAAGAUCAAAAGAUGGAUUUCUACACAAACUCGACAAUAUCAUGGAGGUAGUAGGGGACCUGAUUGGUGGGCUCAUUGCUGGUAAGUUUGGCCGUGUCGGCGCUGAUCUGGCAGCUGUUGCACAGAGACUCCGUGACAUGGACAAGGAGAAGAAGAAACAGCCGCAACAAUUUGACAAUAUGAAGGCCCGUGAUCAGGCCGCUCAUGCAAAGAUUCUCCAUGACAAGGAGAAGCUAGACCAGCUGCAACAAUUUGAAAAUCUGAACAAGUGGGAUCCUCGUGUAUACGUGAACCCGAAGGACUUGCUUUGUACGCGUUACAUAAAGUACUUCAAGAAAAAGAUGAAAGGGUCUCCGAAUAAACUGCCCAAAAGGAUGGCAUCAGCCACUCUUGUUAUCGUUUGGGAUACACCAGGAGACAGAUUCCGACGCUUCAAAGAGGCACAUUCCAUCAUGCAAUGGUUCGAUAAACCAGGAGACUCAUACCGACGCUUCAAAGAGGCACAUUCCAUCAUGCAAUGGUGGAAGCCGGGCCUUCGGGUGGAGGCCAAGCGUCAUGUGAUGGCCUGA